Danio aesculapii is the source of this 2354-nucleotide messenger RNA. RefSeq names its product DBF4 zinc finger (gene dbf4). The transcript has 12 exons. Gene Ontology annotation, cellular component: nucleus; Dbf4-dependent protein kinase complex. The record is from RefSeq and is a predicted model, not a curated record. Gene Ontology annotation, biological process: positive regulation of nuclear cell cycle DNA replication; regulation of cell cycle phase transition. The coding region runs from base 226 to 2064 and encodes 612 amino acids. Gene Ontology annotation, molecular function: nucleic acid binding; zinc ion binding; protein serine/threonine kinase activator activity. Lineage: Eukaryota; Metazoa; Chordata; Actinopteri; Cypriniformes; Danionidae.
GGGAGUGGAGAGAAGUUUCCUCGAGCGGGAAAAUGGAAACAGCCUGCGUCGAGUGUUUGUUAUGUUGAUAUUUACAAACAGCGGAUGCAUUUAAUGCAGUGAUGUGUUUUUGUGUAGUCUUUCAAUUGACCAACACUUCGAAGUAAUGCUGCUGCAUGUUGGCGGUUUCAAAAAGCAGGUUUAGCCGAGUUUAGGGCUGUAACCGUUAGAACCAAAAUCUCCAUUAUGAAACACGACUCUUUCUCCAGGUUUAAGGACCGAGACCCCAAACUGGAAGGAAAUAACUGUGCAUCAUCUAAAAGCAAAAUUAAAGCAACAUGUGAUCUUCAGAACAAGCCCUUUAAAGGCAGAAUAUUUUACUUGGAUCUGCCUUGGAAUAUGAAAACGCAGCUGCUGGAAAAUGACAUCAAGACACUUGGUGGUACAGUGGAAAAGUUCUUCAGUAAGGAGAUCAAGUAUCUUGUGUCCUGUAAGCCGGAGGCUCGUUAUGCCCAACGUCUCCUGCCGGACUCUCCAGCACCAAGUCCAGAUUCAGGGGUCAGCUCUCCUCAUCCCAGCAGCAGGAGGGAAAGCCACGGCCACAGGGGCAGCUCACAGGGAGUCACAGAUACGGCAGCUGUAAGUCGAGGCAAAUCGCUUGUGGAAAGAGUUAAAGAACAAGAGCGUUUUCAGAUGAAUGGGAUCCUGGCCAAUGCUGUAGAAUGGGGGGUCAAAGUCCUGCAUGUUGAUGAUGUUAUUUCAUAUGUUGACAAGAAGAAAGCUAAAGUCUUGAAUGCAAGUCCAGCAGCAAAAGAAGCUGUCAGCAUUCAGCACACAGAAAAAAACUCAUAUCACAGACACAAUGCUGGGCGAAUUCGUCGACCAUUUGUGAAAGUGGAAGACUCCAGCAGGCAUUACCGUCCCAUUUAUCUUCCCGUGUCCAACAUGCCUGUGUGCAACCUUCGGUCACAUCCACCCUGCAGUCCGUUCUUGAUGGAGGAACAGGGAAAGGAUGACCCAAAGAAGAAACAAAAAGAACAAAGGUCUGGUGGGGAAAGAGUGGUGAGAGGAAAGAAAGAGAGACGCAGAGGUCAUGAAGGCAGAGAAAAGAGGAAAGGAGGGUACUGUGAGUGCUGUGAGGUCAAGUUUGAAAACUUAAAGGCGCAUCUGGAUAGUGAGCAGCAUCAGGCUUUUUCGAAGAGUAAUGUGUAUGGAGUCGUGGAUCGAGUCACUGCAGGACUGACCUGUGACCUUGUGAACAUUAGCACACCCUGCAGAAGGGUGAAAUGCAGUACAUCAACUCCUAUUGUGCAUGCUGGAGGCAAGCUGUCAGUAAUGAAAGAUGAAGGAUCUGUGAAUGCUGAUUGGAAACAGGAAAGCGAGGUGUCUUUGCUUUUUGGCUCUACACCAAAGCAGCCUCUUACGGAACGGACCAUAGAAAAACCUCUGCUGGUUCGUAAACGUAGCAGGGGCCUGAGUGAUUUCCCUUGGAGCAACAGGGACAGCUUGUGUGACCAAUCAGAUGUUCCAGAAAAGUCCCAAUCCAAACGAGGAUCCUUUGAAUGGGAAUUGCACUCCCAAUCUGCUUUACAUAAGUCUGAGGGUGCAUCUUUUCUCAGCAGAGAACAGAACUGUGGAUCUUAUGCACUUGAAUGCAGGACAGAGCAACAAAACAGGUCAAAUCUUGACAUGCACCCAGCUCAGCAGUUUAGUGAAAGAAACUAUGAAUCAGUAACCAGAACCGAAUGCUUUAGGACUAACUGCAGUGAUAUAAUUGAUACACAAAGUAUGCCUGAAAAUCAAGUUAAAAAUUCAGCUCUUUGGACCAGCACAGAACCCAAACCGGACGUCGACAGUCUCUCUAUUUCCCUGCAAAGAAAAGUUCGUAGCGUCAGACCCAGAAGAAAAAAGCAAUCAUCAGCCUUGCACAUUGAAUCCAGUUACAGACAAGAAUCAUUGAGGUCUUUUUCACAUGAUCUGUCUGUGCAGAAGAGUGAAAACCCACCAACUUCUCUGCUGGAUUUAUGCAAGCUCUUUCAGUCCAGUGACAGUUUGGAUGAAGAAUUUUUGGGGUUUUCAGAUUAAAACAGAGUAGAAAAAUUGAAGAAUGGAGAACACACAUAUAUAUGUGUUAUAAAAUGACUUACUUUGCCAAAUAAUAUAUUAAUAGAUCUGAUCUUUUUUUUUCACCAGUAAGAUGAAACCGAAUUUUCUCCAUAGAGGCCUUCAAAGACAUUUGAUUAUAGAUAUGAAAUACUUUGUGAAUAUAAGUGUGUAUUUAAGUAUAUACAUAAGGAUAAAAGAAGUGGAGACACGCAGUGAGUAUGUACAUUGGUUGUAUAUGUAAUUGAAAAAUAUAACAGCUUUUAUAUAUG